Molecule: messenger RNA, 2476 nt
Organism: Hypoxylon fragiforme
Lineage: Eukaryota; Fungi; Ascomycota; Sordariomycetes; Xylariales; Hypoxylaceae
Product: HET-domain-containing protein
Exons: 1
Coding region: 371-2389 (672 amino acids)
Source: RefSeq, a predicted model, not a curated record
UAUUCUGAAAUAAGAGUUAACUACCGUCUCCUUUUCAAUGUUCUUAUGCUCUCAUCUUUCAAAUAGCUAACUACAUCUAUAUUAAAAGCCUUGUUCCCGACAACAUAAUGGUUGAGAGAUAUAUGCGCGAACAUUGCAAUAUAAGACAAGAUGUAGAUAUCAAACACAAGAUCCGAAAUAGAUGAUAGGUACUUCGUACAUACUUACCCAGGUAUGUAUUUGAUCCUAGUCGGGUCAGCCCUAAUGUUGUCGUCCACCGAACCAAGUGAACCCCGCCCGGUAAGGUACAUGAAGCUGAGGCUCGUAGCCUUGAUGCAUUUAGGCUUCUAAUACCUCACAAGCCUUCGUCUCUGCUUCGUCUCUUGCCAACAUGACUUCAGCCCCUGUCGUCCUGACUGGGAUAUUUUGCCAACUCUGUCGCGAAUUCAUCAGCAACCUUUUCGCUUUUGACUUUUCGGUCCAAGACACGUAUCCAUCACAGUGGCUACCCAAAGAAUCGAAGAAAAAUCCAGAUGCAACUUGGGGGGAUGCUUUCCGACAUCAUGAGACCUUCAGUGACCUCGAAGCCAGCGCUAAAAUAUGCGAGCUCUGCAAUGUUCUCUACAUAGACCUCGCCCCUAUGGACCCGUCCUUCUGUCAAGGCUGGCUGGGGUUGUAUCCGUUUUGGUUUGGAGGCCGCUCGGGGGGGAACAAAUUAAAAGGCCACUUUCGAGCUGGAUUCAGUGAUUCUUUGACCAAAAUGCCCUGGGGCGGUCAUACGAUUGGGAGUGUUCCUCUGCAUAGCUUCAAAGUCUGUAGGCGUGGGUCUUUGAAGAAUGGCGAGGAUGUGCCUUAUGCAAAUGCCUAUAGGAGAGUUUCUGCGAUACCGGUAACUCUACAGUUGUCGCACAUCUCCCACAUGGCAACCAUAUGGCAACGAAAAUGCUCCGAAGUGCAUAAAGACUGUGCUAAAUAUACAAUAGAUAGUGAGUUACCCACGCGGGUGAUCGAUCUUGGCGAUACCAAAGAGGCUCCAAUCCGUCUAUAUGAAUCAAAGGGUGAAAAGGCAGCGUAUACUGCUCUAAGCCAUUGUUGGGGCGGUCCGAUCCCAUCUAUUUUGAUGACAGCGAACAAGACAGCGAGAACAAGAGCAAUGGACUCGGACGCACUCCCACAGAACUUCAAGGAUGCAAUUCAGGUCACCCGGGCCCUGCAGAUACGAUACCUAUGGAUAGACGCACUCUGCAUUAUCCAGGACUCCAAGGACGACUGGUUUCGAGAAGCCGGCAAGAUGCGAUUUGUUUACGCCGGUGCAACCGUCGUGAUAUCUGCCCUCGACGCUCCCGCCAGCACAACCGGGUUCCUGAAUCCUAAUCGCAUCCCAUCUGCUACAUUAAACGAUGAGUACGCAGUGCAGAAGGUGUUUCCGGAGAUGAACUACUACCUUGAAAAAUGCCCCCUCGUAAGCCGUGGUUGGUGCAUGCAGGAGAGGUUUCUGGCGAACCCGAUACUGCAUUUUGGGAAGGAGCAAAUGUUCUGGGAAUGCCGAUCCGAUUUCAUGUGCGAGGACGGGAGUAAGUACGUGGGCGAUUCAAGUGGCCACGUCAUGGCUUUGUUUUUGAACAUUCGGAAGCGCAUUGGCGUAUCCGCGGCUAAGGGGGCUAAGCUUCAGUGGAAGGACUGGUACCAGCUACUACAAGAAUAUACAACCCGUAAUUUUACCGUCUCCACAGAUAAACUGCCUGCCAUGGCCGGAGCCGCGGCUUUAUUCAAGUCUACCACGACCACAGAGUCUUCCGGAACGUACGUUGCCGGCUUGUGGAAGGAGGACAUUGCGCGAGGACUCUUGUGGUGCGCCCACUACUACCACGCGCCCGGCCGAAGAGUCUGGGGGAUCAGCCAAACCGAUGAAAUCUCGCUACUUGCCGCACCACCGCAGAAACGGGCACCAAGCUGGAGUUGGGCUGCCCUCGAUGGCCAACUAGACUUUUGGGCUCUUCGCACAAGCCAGUUCGUAGUCGAGGUCGUAAACGUCAGCAUGAGCGUCGGCGAAAAUGAAUUCACGGAAGCUUGCCCCAUUGGGACUGUCACGCUGCGGGGCCUCUUCGCGCGAAUGUUCUACCAUCCGCCUCCUGAUUCUCCUGGUCUCGAUGUCGGGAACUUGACAUUUGGGGAAGCAGAUUCUAUCAACGAUAAAACUGUCACGCUAUCCGGCUGCGUAAUGGACUUGGAUCGUCGAUCGUCGCGAUUUUGUUCGGUUAUACUGAUCGCACAAGCGAAUAAGAGCUGGUACUUUCUCGUACUGGACAAAAAUCGCGAUGGAUCAUAUCGACGAGUUGGGAUGUGCACGGCGCAUUCCGUUCAGGUUGACUCCGCAAAAUUCGAGACGCUUGAGGUAGCAAUCGCUUAAACUCCUCCAGAUGUAUGCGAUAAGAACUACGUGCAAUGAGCUACGCCCAAGCCCGCGGAAAGGUGAACGUAACGCACACCACUCCUA